AUGCCGUCCAACAACCUAGGCGACGACAUCCAGUUCAAGGCAGCGGAGACGGGUGCCGCCGACCCCAUCAUCCAACGUCUUGCCCAAGAAGACAAGGUACCAUGGUACAGGAAGAAGAAUCUACGACACUUGUACUUCGUCCUCUUUCCAACGGCCAUGGGCAUCGAGAUUACAUCGGGUUUUGAUUCACAGAUGAUUAAUGCCAUGCAAUUCCUUGACCCGUGGAACGACUACUUCGGCAAGCCACAACGAGAGAUGAACGGCUUCAUCGCCGCCUCUUACUCCCUCGGCGCCAUUCUCAGUCUGCCAUUCGUACCCAUCAUCAACGAGAGAUUCGGUCGUCGAUGGGCUAUCUUCAUUGGUUCUUGGAUCAUGGUCAUUGGUGCCAUUAUCCAGUGCUUCGCUCAGAACCGGGCCAACUAUAUCAUCGCCCGUGCGAUUCUCGGUUUCGGCAUUCCCAUGGCCAUUGUGGCUGGUUCGUCUCUGAUCGGAGAACUCGGCUAUCCCAAGGAACGUCCAGUCCUUACCUCGCUUUUCAAUGUCUCCUACUUCGUGGGCGAGCUCACGGCCGCUGGCAUAGCUUUUGGAACUCGCUCAAUCGCAGGGGAAUGGGCAUGGCGACUGCCAGGUAUCUUGCAGGCAGUCCCAUCGCUGCUGAAUCUGACCUUGAUCUUCUUCGUGCCCGAAUCUCCGCGAUGGCUGGUCUCCAAGGACAGACAUGAUGAGGCGUACGCUAUCUUGACCAAGUAUCAUGCCGAAGGAGAUCCAGAUUCAGAGUUCGUUCGAGCAGAAAUGGCUCAAAUUCAAACGACCAUUGCCAUUGAACUGGAGGCAUCGAAGAAGUCCUGGUUCGAUUUGUUCACGUCCAGCGGUAUGCGUCGCCGUGUCAUCAUCUCGACCGCGCUUGGUCUCUUCACUCAGUGGUCUGGCAAUACUUUGAUCUCGUACUACCUAUCGACUAUCUUGACAAUGAUCGGAUGGACCGAUUCAGACGACAAGAACAAGGUCAAUGUCGGUAUCUCGGCUUGGUCACUCAUCACCGCUUCCAUCGCCGCCUUCGCUGUUCUCAGGUUCCGGCGCAGAGUCAUGUACAUGAUCUGUACCAUAUCGCUACUGUGCGUCUACAUUGGCUGGACAGUGGCCAUGGAGCGCGCUAUGACUGCUGUGGACGAGGGCGGCAAGAACAAUGCAGCUGGCAUCAUGGUACUGGUCUUCAUCUACCUGUACAAGCCAUGCUACAACAUUGGCUACAACGCUCUGACAUAUACCUAUCUCGUUGAGCUAUGGCCGUUCGCAGAGCGCUCUCGAGGUAUCGCAUACUUCCAGCUCUGGGGAAGACUGUCAACCUUCUUCACCACAUUCAUCAACCCCAUCGCAAUGGCAGACAUCGGAUGGAAGUGGCUGAUAUUCUACUGCUGCUGGCUCGCAUUCGAGAUCGUCUUCGUCUACUUCAUGUUCCCUGAGACCUAUGGUCGUACCCUCGAGGAAUUGGCCUUCAUCUUUGAAGACAAGAACAAGGCCGAGCGGGCCAUUGCCGCUGUCGAGAAAGCUCGAGCUGGGCUUGACGACGAUGAGAAGCGCGUCUCCCUCAGCACUGUUGAGGAUACACAUGGACAAUUGGGUCGCGCUGUGUAG
This is a messenger RNA of Cyphellophora attinorum, 1635 nucleotides long. RefSeq names its product High-affinity glucose transporter. NCBI's taxonomy places the organism in Eukaryota, Fungi, Ascomycota, Eurotiomycetes, Chaetothyriales, Cyphellophoraceae. Bases 1 to 1635 code for a protein of 544 amino acids. Gene Ontology annotation, molecular function: carbohydrate:proton symporter activity. The record is from RefSeq and is a predicted model, not a curated record. The transcript is spliced from 6 exons. Gene Ontology annotation, cellular component: membrane. Gene Ontology annotation, biological process: transmembrane transport; carbohydrate transport.